This is a messenger RNA of Botrytis cinerea B05.10, 3007 nucleotides long. RefSeq lists its product as hypothetical. Gene Ontology annotation, cellular component: membrane. Gene Ontology annotation, biological process: potassium ion transmembrane transport; stabilization of membrane potential. The record is from RefSeq and is a predicted model, not a curated record. NCBI's taxonomy places the organism in Eukaryota, Fungi, Ascomycota, Leotiomycetes, Helotiales, Sclerotiniaceae. The transcript has 3 exons. Bases 607 to 2601 code for a protein of 664 amino acids. Gene Ontology annotation, molecular function: potassium ion leak channel activity.
GACGACUGCAGACUUUGGAAUCCCAUCACCGCCGAGCUGAAGAUAUACUUCCGAAUAUGUAGCACCAGUGAGCGACAGCAAUCCCCCGCCAAAUCCCCUUAUUGAUCUCAAAAGCCAAGAGCCAAGAGCCCAAAUGCGGAGGGAACUAAGAUCACAAUAGCGUCCUUCUCCACAACAAUCCAAACAGACUCGACAUUUGAUCUCAUUUGACUUCGAAAUCGCCAAUGAAUCCUCAUAGUUUCGGUCAAGCAUUACCCAGCUGAUAUCUCUUCAGUUUCUUUCCUUGGUUCGUCAAUCCAGUUCUUGAUUCUUCAAGCAGGGGUUGAUUCUUUCCGUCCUUGCAAACCAUGAUUUUGACCGACGUCAUACUGUAGACGGGCCUGGCCAUCUGCAAGACAACGGCAGAUUGACACCAGAUUUUCUGUUUUGUAAAAAUUAAUAUGAUUUUCAGUAGCACAAUAGAACUUUUUUGAUACACUCAAUAAAUGAACAAACACAUUUAUCGAAUCGCAGCCAAGUAUCAUUUCUUCAAUAUGUUCUGAUUUGAGAAUUUCAUCUAUCAUUUCAUUUCUGCCAAUUUGUUGGUCUUGUCUUAUCUUCUUCACGAUGAACGAUCCGGGUCUUGAUGAGCCCAUCUCCCACGACGCUGAUGAUGUAGAGAAUCAACAAUGCGAUGAGAGGGAUGAAACUAAGGAAGAUGAGGAAGCGUUCCUCGACCCAAGUCGUUGGUGGUUUGCUAGUACUGCAUUUCCCCUCGUCGCCGGCACCUUUGGCCCCAUGGCAUCAGCAUUCAGUAUUUGCGCAUUAGUUGUACAUUGGAGGGUCUCGAUACCACCCGGUGGAGUGGAGGAGCAUGGAAUAUAUAUUGAUGAUCCGAAAUGGUUGAUCGGGGUAAAUGCUGCACAAUUAGCAAUAGCCCUCAUUUCGAAUUUAUUCCUACUAUUAAAUAUGGCAGAAAGAGUUCGGUUCUCGAUCGCCCAACCUAUCACGAUUAUCGGCUGGUACCUGUCUUCUUUAGCAUUAAUUGGAUUAACGGCUUGUGCAUCUGGGCCUUUGACACUUCCAUCUCCACCGGACCAUGCUUAUACGCAAGCAUUCUACUAUGCUCUAUUUUCUGCUGGCCUAUACUUCCUGGUGGCUAGUUUGAUGGUGAUUACGGUAUACGGAGCACAUAAAGGGCAUUACCCGAAAGAGUUUAAAUUGACUAUGAGUCAAAGAACUCUGAUGUUGCAAACAAUCAGUUUCCUGGUAUAUCUACUUGCUGGAGCCGCAGUGUUUUCCCAUGUUGAGUCAUGGCAAUAUCUUGAUGCUCUUUAUUGGUGUGAUUUUACACUUUUAACAGUUGGUAUCGGAGACUAUGCACCGAUGACACAUUUGGGAAGGAGUUUAUUAUUCCCAUUCGCUAUUGGCGGAAUAAUCAUUCUAGGUCUCGUUAUUGGUUCGAUUCGAUCAUUGGUCUUAGAACGUGGAAAAGUUAAACUAGGGGCGAGAAUGGUCGAAAAAGAACGAAGGCGUAUCUUGAGGAAAACCCAAAGGAAGAAUGUUGAAGUAUUGAAACCUAUCGCAACUGGAGAGUCAUCUCUGGAAUCAAACAAUACACGUGUCAAUGAUGACGGCUUAACAGAAAGAGAAAGACGCCAACAAGAGUUCGAAUUGAUGAGACUUAUUCAAGAAAAGGCGGCCACUAAGCGUCGUUGGACUUCUCUGAUAGUUUCCGGGACUACAUGGCUUUUACUUUGGUUUGUCGGGGCGGCAAUAUUUCGGGUUACAGAGUACACACAAAGCUGGAGUUACUUUGAGUCUCUUUACUUUUCCUACACCUCGCUCUUAACCAUUGGAUAUGGGGAUUAUUACCCACAAUCCAAUUCAGGCAAACCAUUUUUCGUUUUUUGGUCUCUGCUUGCUGUCCCCUCCCUCACAAUCCUUACUAGUAACAUGGGAGACACAAUCGUUAAGGGCAUUCGUGAUGUUACUCUUUGGAUCGGAAAUUCUACCAUCUUACCUGGCGAGAGAGGAGUAAGACAUUCUCUCAAAGAAACAACAAACAAGAUGACGUUUGGAAAAUUAUUCAAAAUAUCAAAACUACCUCCAGAUGCUCAAGGUACUGCAGCUUCAAGCGAUUCUAGAAAGGGUACUGAUCUUGGCGCUGCGCAACAUGAACGCGAAAAUAUCCAAAAUCGACGUGGUGACGAACAAAAAGAGGAGAAUGAUAAAUUGCCGGAAGAUCGACAUCAUUAUCAUUGCAUCCUUAUUAAGGAGAUUGGAGAAGUGAUGAAACACCUUAAAAGCUCUCCGCCAAGAGAAUACACAUUUGAUGAAUGGGCAUGGUAUCUUAAAUUGACGGGAGAUGAUGAGAGCGUGGCUGAAACCCAUAGAAAGGCAAUUGUGAAACCAAAGAAAGGGAAAAGGCUAGGUGGCUCAAAGGGUGAAAUCGAUGAUAGAGAGGAGAAGUGGAGCUGGGUAGGACAUAGAAGUCCGUUGAUGGGGAAUAAGGAGGAGAGUGAAUGGGUACUGGAAAGGUUGCAAAAGACGUUAGAGAGGGAGCUGGAGGAGACGAGGAAAGAGAAGAUGGAAGUGGAAAGGAGAGAACUGAAGGAGUAGCCUGCGGGAGAAAGAUGUGAAGAAUGAGAUGCGACUAGCGAGGCAUGGCGUUUGGAACAGCAUUGAUACCUUGGGUUUUGGUCCAGUACUUGGGACUUGGAUGCGGAUUUCGGCGUUUUGGCAUUUACGAUACCUUACUGCAUAUGCUUUGUACUGGGAUGACGCACCUCUGAUUUUAUAUGACAACCUAUCAAUAAUAAAAUACUCAUAACUAGGUUUGCGAGCGCAAACAAUUCUUCAAUUCUCCUUGAUAACGUCUCGUUUUGCUUUAAACGUUUGAUUAUCUCGUGUUUGCUUGCGAGUCGAUUGGUAUAUACAUUAUAACCAGAUCGUAUUGUUAUUUUCCUGUAGUGUAUUAGAAUUAAGGUUUUCUAUUAUGAGUGUGGAGGCGACGAGGGAAAAUCGA